This is a messenger RNA of Lepisosteus oculatus (spotted gar), 9563 nucleotides long. The record is from RefSeq and is a predicted model, not a curated record. NCBI's taxonomy places the organism in Eukaryota, Metazoa, Chordata, Actinopteri, Semionotiformes, Lepisosteidae.
UCAGACUCUCUUCAUAGCCGGAGGAGCAGCAGCAGCAGUGCGCCAGCCUGGGACAGUGGGAAACGCCAGUGCUGUGGUCAGAGGACCGUCUCCGCUCUACCUCUCCGGCUGCGUCCCGCCUGCCUCCCCAUGCUGCGCGUGUUUGUGCUCCGCGCCGGGAAUGUGCUGACGCCUGACACGGACAUCAGCGAUGCCUACUGCUGCGUCACUUUCCAAGGUUCAAAGAAGAAAACCAAAGUCAUCAAGAACAAUGUGAAUCCCGUGUGGAAUGAGGGCUUUGAGUGGGACCUGAAGGGAGUCCCUCUGGACACGAAUGCCGAGAUCCAUGUGGUGGUGAAGGACCAUGAGACCAUGGGCAGAAACAGGUUCCUGGGGGAGGCGCGGGUGGCCCUGAGGGACGUCCUCCACUCGCCCAGCUUGGCUGCCAGCUACAACGUAGCCCUGAUGGACAACAAGAAAAACAACAUAGGGGCCACACUGGUCCUGCAAGUUUCCUACAUCCCUCCCCCAGGAGCGGCUCCUGCCUUCCCCCCUCCGGCUGCCCCCGAGGCCCAGCACGCCCCGUCUGAGCUGGACACUGUGACUGACACCGCCGGCGAGGAGGACACAGAGGACCAGGCCGAGAGCACCGAGGAGCCGGAGCCAGCUCCUGGGACCCCCGGGCAGGAACCCUCCAUCGCACCCCCCAAGAAAGCCCCCCCAAACGCUGUCCAGGGGCUCAAAAGAAAGAAGCGUGCCACCAAACAGCCGCUGUCCAACAAACCCCAGGAUUUCCAGAUCCGCGCUCGGGUCAUCGAGGGGCGGCAGCUUCCCGGGGUCAACAUCAAGCCCGUCGUCAAGGUGACCGUGGCCGGACAGACCAAGCGCACGAGAAUCCGCAAGGGCAACAAUCCGCACUUUGACGAGACGUUUUUCUUUAACUUCUUCGAGUCUCCGUCGGAGCUCUUCGACGAACCGGUUUUUCUCACCGUUUUUGACUCUCGAUCUCUUCGUAAUGACUCUGUAAUUGGGGAAUUCAAGCUUGAUGUGGGCACAAUCUAUGCAGAACCCAAGCAUGCAUUCCUCAGGAAGUGGCUCCUGCUCUCUGACCCCGAUGACAUCUCUGCAGGGGCCAAAGGCUACCUGAAAGUCAGCCUGUUUGUGCUGGGGGUUGGCGAUGAGGCUCCGCUGGACAAGAAGGAUGGGGUGGAGGACAGAGAAGACAUCGAGGGGAACCUGCUGCGGCCCGCAGGGCUGGCGCUGAGAGGGGCUCACUUCACACUGAGGGUGUACCGAGCCGAGGACCUGCCUCAGAGUGAGUGCAGGCCAAGGGUGUGGCUCCCUCCUGUGCUUCUCCACACACGUGUGUCUUUCCCCUCUAUGUGUGAGAAAAUGAAAAUCCGAAUCCUAGACUGGGACCGAGCAACUCACAACGAUGUGAUCGGCACAACACACCUGUGCAUGUCCAAGAUCUCUGCGCCGGGAGGGGAGAUUGAAGAUGACUUACCACCGAAGACCCUCACAAACAGCUUUGAUGACAGCCUGGGGUUCCUGCCCACCUUUGGGCCCUGCUAUGUCAACGUCUAUGGCAGCCCCCGGGAGUUCAGCACAUUCUCGGACCCCUACGAGGCUCUCAAUCUGGGCAAGGUGCAACGUACAUUGUUCUUUGGGUUGAAAAUAAAUGUGGCCCCUAUUCUGGUGAUGUCAUUAAAACAUUCCGUAGUCUGUCGAUGUCCUGAGCCUGUGUUUUGUCUGCGACUUUUCCAGAAGUUCAUGAGGAAGAGGAAGUACUGCCUGUUUGCUGCCUUCUAUUCUGCCACUCUGCUCCAGGACGUGGAUGAUGCCAUACAGUUUGAAGUCAGCAUUGGCAACUAUGGCAAUAAGUUUGACAACUCCUGCCUGCCUCUGGCCUCCACCACUCAGUACAGCCGGGCAGUAUUCGAUGGGUGUCACUAUUACUACCUGCCCUGGGGGAACGUGAAGCCCGUGGUGGUGCUGUCCUCGGAGUGGGAGGACGUGAAGCCGCGCAUCGACGCCCUCAACAUGAUGCUGCACAUGACGGAGCGCCUGGAAGCCAAUCUGGAGCAGGUGCAGUUGGAUCUGAAGGCAGGCAGUCCAAUGCAGGAGGUGGACAGCAAGGUGUCCCAUCUCUUAGACGAUGUCAUCGCUGACUGCAGCCAGGAGCUCCCUGACCUGCAGAGCUGGCCCUGCGCCACACCCCUGGACAAGGCCAGGCGCCACCUGCGCAGGAGCAACCUCCAGCAGAUCCAGCAGGCGGCGCUGGCCCUCAGACACGGCCCCGCCACGGAGCUGGGCGUGGUGCUGGAGCAGGCGGAGGACUGGGCGCUGCGGCUCCGGGCCCUGGCCGAGGAGCCCCAGAACAGCCUCCCGGACAUUGUGAUCUGGAUGCUGCAGGGGGAUCGGCGACUCGCCUACUACAGAAUUCCCGCUCAUGAGGUCUUCUACUCCCGGAGCCACUGCGGCAGGAGCUGUGGGCAGCUGCAGACCAUCCGCAUGAAGUAUCCUCAGAACGGCCGGCCGGACUUCAAGAUCCCUGCACAGCUGCGUGUGCGGGUGUGGUUCGGCCUCUUGGCCGACACAAAGGAAUUCAAUCAGUUUGCCGAAGGGAAGCUGUCAGUGUUUGCAGAGACGUAUGAGAACCAGACCAAGCUGGCCCUAGUGGGGAACUGGGGAACCACUGGCCUCACAUACCCCAAGUUCAGUGAUGUCACGGGGAAAAUCAAACUGCCCAAAGACAGCUUCCACCCAUCGCCUGGCUGGGCCUGGGCAGGGGAGUGGUUCAUCAGUCCAGAAAAGACGCUGCUGUAUGAUGUGGAUGCGGGUCACAUGACAUUCAUGGAAGAGGCAUUUGAGAAUCAGAUGCGGUUGCCAGGGGGGCAGUGGAUCGGGAUGCAUGAAGGCUACACUGAUGUGAACGGGGAGAAAGCGCUGGCGAAGGAUGAGAUCGAGUGUCCUCCUGGCUGGGUGUGGGAGGACGUGGAGUGGAGCGAGGAUCUCAACAGGGCUGUGGACGACCAAGGCUGGGAAUACGGCAUCACCAUCCCCCCAGACCGCAAGCCCAAGUCCUGGGUGCCGUCAGAGAAGAUGUACCACACUAACCGGCGCCGGCGCUGGGUGCGGUUGCGCCGCAGAGACCCGAAGAGGAUGGAGGUGCUGAGGAAGCAGCGGCCGGACGAGACGGAGCGCGAGGGCUGGGAGUACGCCUCGCUUUUUGGCUGGAGGUUCCGCCUGAAGCAGCGCAAGACUGACACCUUCCGGCGCCGGCGCUGGCGCUGCCGCAUGGAGCCGCUGGAGAAGACGGGCCCGGCCGCGGUCUUCGCCCUGGAGGGGUCCCUGGGAGGUGUAUUGGAAGACAAGAGCGAUGAGAAAUCAGCAACUGCCAGUUUUGGGGUGAACCGUCCCACCAUCUCCUGCAUGUUUGAUAGUGGAACCCGGUACCACUUGCGAUGCUACAUGUACCAGGCCAGGGAGCUCGUCGCGAUGGACAAGGACAGCUUCUCAGACCCCUACGCCAUCGUGUCCUUUCUCCACCAGAGCCAGAAGACCGUGACAAUCCGCAACACGCUGAACCCCACCUGGGACCAGACCCUCAUAUUCUACGAAAUCGAGAUCUUCGGGGACCCCAAGGUCACAGAGCAGAACCCCCCCAACAUCGUGGUGGAGAUCUUUGAUGAGGACACCUAUGGGGCAGACGAGUUCAUGGGUCUCUGUGUGUGCCAGCCCGCCAUGAGUAGCCCCCCCCGCUUGGCCUGGUACCCGGUGCAGCGGGGGGGCAAGACUGCUGGGGAGCUGCUGGCAGCGUUUGAGCUCAUCCGCCGAGAGAAGCCAGCGGUCCAUCACAUUCCCGGCCUGGAGGGAGAGCCAAUUUCCACUCCAGCCCUGGAUGAGCUGGUUCUUCCAGGCUUCUUCUCUGGGAAUCUGCAACAAUGGCCUGCAGACACAGACCUGCCCUAUCCUCCACCACAGCGAGAGCCCAACAUCUACAUGGUCCCGCAGGGCAUCAAGCCGGUGCUGCAGAGAACUGCCAUCGAGGUCCUGGCCUGGGGUGUGAGGAACCUGAAGAGCUACCAGCUGGCCAGUGUGACCUCCCCAAGCCUGCAGGUGGAGUGCGGGGGCCAGAUGGUGCAGUCGUGCGUCAUCCGCAGCGUCAAGAAAAAGCCCAACUUCGACAUCAAUGUCCUCUUCAUGGAGGUGCGCCUGCCCCGGGAGGAGCUGUACAUGCCUCCCAUCGUGCUGAAGGUGAUUGACAACAGGCAGUUUGGCAGGAAGCCUGUGGUGGGGCAGUGCACCGUCCGGGCCCUGGAGGAGUACCGCUGCCACCCGGGCAGCCUGGAGAGGGACUCCUGCGAGGACCAGCAGGAUGAGAUCAGCAUCUCGCCCCGCGACGAAGUCCUGAUUGACAUCGACGACAAAGAGCUGUUGAUCCCAGGGCAGUUUGCAGACGGCACCAGCAGCUCAGCCAUUAUUAACCUCUCAUCCUCUCGGUCCAGCCUUCAUGAGGAGGAAUUCAUGGACUGGUGGAGCAAGUUCUUCGCCUCCACAGGCGAGCGCAGCAAGUGUGGGACCUACCUGGAGAAGGGCUGUGACACCCUGCAGGUGUACAACACGGAGCUGGAGAAAGUGGAGGGCUUCGAGGGGCUCACUGACUUCUGUCAGACUUUCAAACUGUACAGAGGAAAGUCUCAGGAUGACAGCGAGGAUCCCUCUGUGGUUGGGGAGUUCAAGGGGAUGUUUAAGAUUUACCCACUGCCAGAUGACCCCUCCCUGCCCACUCCCCCUCGCCAGUUCUGCCAGCUGCCGCCCAAUGGCACGGAGGAGUGCCUCGUCCGUGUCUACAUCAUCCAGGCCGUCGGACUGCAGCCCAAGGACGCCAAUGGCAAGUGUGACCCCUAUGUGAAGAUCACGCUGGGCAAGAAAUCAGUCAAUGACCAGGACCACUACAUCCCUUGCACACUGGACCCUGUCUUCGGAAGGAUGUUUGAGCUGACGUGCACCCUGCCCUUGGAGAAGGAUCUGAGGAUCACGCUGUACGAUUACGACCUGCUGUCCAAGGACGAGAAGAUCGGCGAGACCGUCAUCGACCUGGAGAACCGCUUCCUGUCGAGGCACGGGGCGCGCUGCGGCCUGCCCCAGUCAUACUGCCUGUCAGGGGUGAAUCAGUGGAGGGACCAGCUGAAGCCGUCUCAGCUCCUGAGGCUGCUGUGCGAGAGGAGAAACUACAAGCUGCCCAUCUUCAAACAGGACCGCAUCCUCUUCAGGGGGCAGGAGUACACACUUGCUGACCUGGAAGAUUCAAAGCCCCCAAACCCUCAUCUCGGCCCCACCGAGGAACGUCUGGCACUGUGUGUGCUGCAGAAACAGGGCCUCGUCCCCGAGCACGUGGAGACACGGCCGCUGUACAGCCCAUUGCAGCCUGAUAUCGAACAGGGGAGGCUUUACCUGUGGGUGGACCUGUUUCCUAAAUCCCUGGGCCCCCCUGGGCCCCCUUUCAACAUUUCCCCACGUAAAGCCAAGAGGUUCUUCCUGCGCUGCGUGAUCUGGAACACCAGUGAUGUCAUCCUGGAUGACGUCAGCAUCACGGGGGAGAAGAUGAGCGACAUAUAUGUCAAAGGCUGGCUUCUGGGACACGAGGAAAACAAGCAGAAGACAGAUGUGCACUACCGCUCUCUGGGUGGGGAGGGAAACUUCAACUGGAGGCUCGUCUUCCCCUUUCACUACCUGCCUGCAGAGCAAGUCUGCACCGUCAACAAGAAGGAGCACUUCUGGAGCCUAGACAAGGCUGAAACAAAGAUCCCCCCGAAGUUUGUGAUCCAGAUCUGGGACAAUGACAAGUUCUCCUUUGAUGACUAUCUUGGCUCUCUGGAGAUGGACCUGAACCGCAUGGUACGGCCUGCAAAGUCUGCUGAGAAGUGUGGCCUGGAGCUUCUCGACCAAACCCUCUCCGCAGACCGGCUGGUUUCCCUCUUUGAGCAGAAGACAGUGAAGGGCUGGUGGCCCUGUGUUGGCGAGAGAAACGGGGAGAAGAUCAUUGCAGGGAAGGUGGAGAUGACGCUGGAGAUAGCGUCAGAGCAGGAGCACGAGGAGCGACCAGCAGGGCAGGGGAGAGAUGAGCCCAACAUGAAUCCCCACCUGGAGGAGCCCAGGCGGCCAGAGACCUCUUUCUUGUGGUUCUCCUCCCCCUUCAAGACCAUGAAGUACAUCUUGUGGAGGAGGUUCAAGUGGGUCAUCAUUGCACUCCUCAUCCUCUUCUUCGUGCUGCUCUUCCUCGGGAUCUUUCUCUAUUCCUUCCCGAACUAUGCUGCUAUGAAGCUGGUGGGGCCCUUCAGCCGUUCCCAGUGAGCCACCUGCCUGGGGGAGAGGACAGACCCCCAGCGCCGCUGGCAGAGCCCAGCACCGCCCACCCCACUCUUCACACAGCAGCUUUUUAGAGAGAACGCCAGGCUAGAAUGUUACAAAGACCAUCAUGGCAAUUGAUGUUAAAUAUUUUCACUGUAAUUAAAAGAAAAAAAACAUUUUUCAGCUCUGUAAUGGGCAAUGGCUGUCCAGUAACAAAAUGCAAUUGAUCUCUUCUACGUUCCUUGAAAACUUGUAAAAAUGUUUUUUUACAUGAAGUUUAAUUGCUCUUUACUUUCAGAACAUAACAACUAUUAGAAUCAAGAACCAGGCCAUUCGGCACAUUUCACUCGUUUGUGUUUUUUCAGUAGCUAAUUGAUCCAAGGACCUCAUCCAGGCAUUUCAUGAAGGAAGCCAAAAAAACAUGAGGUUUAUACAUGGCUUAGGAGAUGAAAGUAUUUGCAUGGCAGAAAUAUUGCUUCAACUGCCGGUUUCAGAGGUGUACUUGCCAGAAAGUGGCUGAGAGCCAUUCUCACACUGGACUGGACCCCCCACUCUUUGUCUGACUGACAUAGUGAAAGGAAUGGGAAUCAGUUCCACUGUACUGCUUGAAGACAGAUGGACAGAUGGCUGGGUGGAUGAAAGAAUGGAUAGUAGAUAGAUAGUUUACCUGUAUACUUCUGUGGACAUCAAUUGACUUUUGGCUGAUCUAAUUACAUACAAAUGAUUCAUUGUACUUCAUAAUCAGGAGACGUAUUAUAUUUACCAUGACAAACUACGCUUGAGGCUUAUAAUAUGAAGUGUUAAGACACUUCUGAAUCAGAUGCAAGUGAUAUGAAAUCGAUCACUCUUUAGCUGAAUAAACUAUACAGAAGACAUAUAGACAUGUGAGAAGUAACUUCCCUCCCUUCAGCUACAGGCAGCUGUUAUGUUGACUUGUGCUGUCAAGAGUAUCUUCUGCCAGAGAAGCUCACUCGUUACUCCGGCCUCCAGCUCUCCUCGUGCUCGUCAUGCCUGUGAGAGUGUGUGUGGCAGCGGAGCUCUGAGCUCGUUCUGCGUGUCAGGCAGUUCACGCCUCCAGGCUUUAAGAUGCAUCGUGUAGGUCAGAUUAUACCGAUGUAAAGGUCUUCCUUACUGUUGGAGUCAUAGCCCUAGCCUAGUCCUAGCUGAGUAAGAAAGGAUAACAGGAAAACUAGUUUAGGACUAAGCCAAUGUGCAGCCUUGCAGGAUUAAAAAUGGCAUGUGUGUCGGCUGAGCUGUGUUACAAUAAAGCGACUGCACAGGAGUGCUUAAGCCAGAUUCAGCCUGCAUGUGAGUUACAUGCAAAUGUUUUGCUAGGAUUACUGAAUUCUUCCAAUGUGCAUUAAAGGUGAACACUACUCUCCAUUAUAAACUCACAUCUUAUAGUCUUUCAGUUAUUUCUCUUGUACUGCAAAAUGACUGUUAAGCAAACUUAGUUAAUCUUCCACAUGUAAUCAAGCUUUCUUGAAAAGUAAUAAUGCAAAGCUUGCAUGUGGUGUACAGGUCUGUACAACGUGUUAGUGACAUGAAAAUAUUUGAUUUACAAGCCUUAUGUGCUGCAACCUGGCCGAAGUGUUAGAUCCACGAUCUCAUGUUUAUUUUUACAUUUCCCUCUAAAAAUAGCCAAUUUCCCUCUGCAUCUUUCAGCUCAUAGUUCUUACAGUGGUGUGCACUAGAUUUUAACAUAAAAUAUAUAAUCUAAGUGCAGUUUCAGGAAUCCUGAUUUACAAUCUCAAUUUACAUUAACAAAUUCUGUUAAAGCAUCAGCAACAAAAAAUGAAGUUUAGUAUAAAAGUCAGGAUUCAACAAUGUUAUUAAUUAAAUAUGAAUAAAUAAAAGUGAGGCAUAAUGUUAUUGAGACUGUAAAUUUACCUAAUUAAAAGCGUAUCCAAACAGACCUUUAAUUAACACAAAUGAGCCUUCAUGGUGACAUUAAUGCCGUAUGAGGGAUUUUAAAACACUGUGCAUGGAUCGCAUUUGCAGACAUCACAGAAUUCUAAUUAAUACCAUGUCAGGCUAUGAGCUAUAAACAAAUUAAUAGAGAAAAAAUGUAACUAGUGCUAUAUCCUCAGUAUUCCUGAAUAAGUAAUUGAUGUUUCAUUGCAGAUAUGUUCCCUGGUGUGCUUAAUACAUUUUUUUCCAAUGAGUUUAAAGUUAUAAUUCAGCCUUAAAUACCAAAUAACCUGGCAGCCUUUAAACUGAAGCUUGAAAGCAGUUUGUUAUGUGUAAAAUACACACUGUACAGUAUGUGUGAGUGUGCCAAUGAGCGUGUGUAUACUGUGUCUGGAGUAAUGCCUUAUUAUAUUGCACUAUUUUGCUGAGAAAAGCCAAAGACAAUGUCAAGAGUUUCACUGUUUCAGCUAAUCAUGCUGUAAAUUGGACUGCACACACGAGUCUCAUUAACUUGCCAGUUGAAAGUUUUAUCAUUUGUAAUAAGCAAUUUUAUAGACACCUUUUAUUUCUGUUUACAUUGCUCUCAGUAUCUGGACGUGUUGAAUAUAAACUCCCGUACUCCUGACCAUGAUGGACAAAGCACUUCUGUUACAGCAGGAUGCCAGGAUUACAGCUGAUGAAAUAUACACCACAGUGUAGCUUCCCGUACCACCUUUUCAUCAGUUGAUGAAAACUAUCACUCAGAAAUUACUAGUCACUGUUGUCAGUUGUAUAAAAAUCCUCUGAUGCUACAAACAUCACAUGCUAUUUAAUCAGAGAUGUAUUUUUCCUCCAGUCCAAUAUUUCUGUAGACCUAAGCGGCUUUAAAUUGAUCAAAAAUGGGCACUGUUGUUGUUAAAAGUGACAGAGGUGAAUUAACAACCCUGUGAACGCUAUUUCCUAGUGUCAAUUAAUAUUUCAGGCCACUGGUACAGGACUGAACUAUUGAGCAUUUCUGAAAUGUAAGGUAUUUUUGAUUUAAAUAUAGGAUUAAAGCCAUUUAAAUCCUGCGUAAGCUCCUGAGUCAUUACACAGCUCUUGAUUUUGGGAUGUUACAUUUCAGUUGAUGCCUUAUAAAAUUCUGUUUUGCAUCAGAUAUGGGUUUGCUUUUGCCUUCUGUGAAGCAAUAUCAUGUACACAAUAUAUUAGAAACUAUGCACCCAUAUUUGCGAUACAUGUACUAUUUUAUUGGUUUCUGAUAAAAUGUAUCAUAUAAAAAGAUAAAAUGUCUGUUUAUUUGAGAAAAUAAUAAACGUAUAAUGUCUGUUCACAUUCAA